AGGAGGUGUGCUCCCCACCCCCAGGGAACAGGUUAUGUCCAGAGGCUGGCAGUGCCCAGGGUUGGGGUGAGGCUGCUGCUUGGAGCACCUGAAGGACUCUUGUCCAAGGGAGCAUGAAUUCUUGGCAUUCUCUGUGAUGGAGAUGGGGGCAGGGGAGAGUGUGCAAGCCCCACCUAGGGCCGUGGCCACAGCAGGGAAGGGGGCAGACAGAGCCAGGAGCCCGGGAAGGAGGCAGGAUGGCAGCAGAGACAGCAGCUGGAGCCUGGGUGCUGGUCCUCAUUUUGUGGGGGGCAGUAGUAGGUGGCCAAAAUAUCACAGCCCGGAUCGGGGAGCCACUGAUGCUGAGCUGUAAGGGGGCUCCCAAGAAACCACUGCAGCAGCUGGAAUGGAAGCUGAACACAGGCCGAACUGAAGCUUGGAAGGUCCUGUCUCCCCAGGGAGACCCCUGGGACAGUGUGGCUCGAAUCCUCCCCAACGGCUCCCUCCUGCUUCCCACUAUUGGGAUCCAAGAUGAGGGGACUUUCCGGUGCCGGGCAACAAACAGGCAUGGAAAGGAAGUCAAGUCCAACUACCGAGUCCGCGUCUACCAAUUUCCUGGGAAGCCAGAAAUUGUGGAUCCUGCCUCUGAACUCACAGUUGGUGUCCCCAGUAAGGUGGGGACAUGUGUGUCUGAAGGAGGCUAUCCUGCAGGGACCCUUAGCUGGCACUUGGAUGGGAAACCCCUGAUUCCUGAUGGAAAAGGAGCAACUGUAAAGGAAGAGAGCAGGAGACACCCUGGGACAGGGCUCUUUACACUCCAGUCGGAGCUGACCGUGACCCCGGCCCAGGGCGGACCUGCCCAUCCCACCUUCUCCUGUAGCUUCAGCGCAAGCCUUCCCAGGCGCCGAGCCUUGAACACAGCCCCCAUCCAGCCCACCGUCAGGGAGGGUGUCCAGUUGGUGGUAGAGCCAGAAGGUGGAGCAGUAGCUACUGGCGGGACUGUGACCAUGACCUGUGAAGUCUCUGCCCAGCCCCUUCCUCAUAUUCACUGGAUAAAGGAUGGCAUGCCCCUGCCCUUCCCCCCAAGCCCGGUGCUACACCUCCCUGAAGUAGGUCCUCAGGAUGAAGGUACCUACCGCUGUGUUGUCACCCACCCCAGCCACGGGACUCAGGAAAGCCGAGCCGUCAGCAUCAGUAUCACAGAAACAGGCGAAGAGGGGUCAACUGCAGGCUCUGUGAGUGGGUCAGGGCUGGGAACCCUAGCCCUGACCCUGGGAAUACUAGGAGGCCUGGGUGUAGCCGCCCUUCUCAUUGGAGUCUUAAUGUGGCGAAGACGACAACACAGAGGAGAGGAGAGGAAGGUACCAGAAAACCAGGAGGAUGAGGAGGAGCACGCAGAGCUGAAUCAGUCAGAGGAGCCUGAGGCAGCAGAGAACAGCGCAGGAGGGCCUUAAGGGACUUUGGACAGACCCCAUCCGUCAGCUCCCUUGAGCUGUACUCACCCCUAUACAAUCUCUUUCCCAUCUCGCCACACCUUCUUCCACAAUCAGUGCCCCCCCCACGAAC
Messenger RNA from Jaculus jaculus (lesser Egyptian jerboa), 1545 nucleotides. It is a transcript of the gene Ager, whose product is annotated as advanced glycosylation end-product specific receptor. The record is from RefSeq and is a predicted model, not a curated record. Gene Ontology annotation, biological process: regulation of inflammatory response; regulation of p38MAPK cascade. Lineage: Eukaryota; Metazoa; Chordata; Mammalia; Rodentia; Dipodidae. Gene Ontology annotation, molecular function: signaling receptor activity. Bases 237 to 1433 code for a protein of 398 amino acids. Gene Ontology annotation, cellular component: plasma membrane. The transcript is spliced from 11 exons.